CUCGCGAGAUCUUGCGCUGUCAGUACGUGGCUGAAAAUCAAAACAGAGCAGCAGCAGCAGCAGAAGUGGUGCAGGAGAGAAAGAGAAAGAGGGAGAGAAAGAAAGUCAGCAAUGUGGAGUGGGUCUAAUCCGGGCAGGAGAGCUUCAGAUAUUCCUGUGUGCAAGAACGAGGAGAAAGCAUAAAUGAUUGUAAUUUCUUAGGUUUCUUUUAGCUUGUUGCUGUGGGUUACAGUGACUCAGCUAGCUACUGUAGGCUUGGAGCAUCUGUAUACAUGCUGCUGAUCAUCAGCUCUGAUUAAACACACACACACACAGUGACGAUGGCAGAUAUGGAGUCUUCUCUGGAGUUCAGCAGCUCUCUGACCUGCUCCACGCUGCCUCCUCCCCGCACCCGGAUCUUUAAGAUCAUAGUGAUCGGAGACUCCGGGGUGGGAAAGACCUGCCUCACAUACCGCUUCUGCGCGGGCAAGUUCCCGGACAAAACCGAGGCCACCAUCGGGGUGGACUUCCGGGAGAAGAUCAUCGAGAUCGACGGAGAAAAGAUCAAGGUCCAGCUGUGGGACACGGCGGGUCAGGAGCGUUUCCGGAAGAGCAUGGUGCAGCACUACUACAGAAACGUGCACGCCGUGGUGUUUGUGUACGACGUGACGAGCGCGGCGAGUUUCCGCAACCUCCCGGCGUGGAUCGAGGAGUGCCGGCAGCACGCGCUCGGCCACGAGGUGCCCCGCAUCCUGGUGGGCAACAAAUGCGACCUGCGCCACGCCGCUCAGGUGAGCACAGAGGUGGCCCAGCAGUUCGCAGACGCCCACUCCAUGCCUCUGUUCGAGACGUCAGCUAAGAGCCCGCAGGGAGAGAGCAACGACAGCGACCACGUGGAAGCCAUCUUCAUGACGGUGGCGCACAAGCUGAAGUCGCAGAAGCCGCUGGUUCUGAGUCAGCCGGCCAACACGGUCAUUCUGAGGGGGCGGGAUCAGGAGGAGGAGCAGCGUGGGAGCUGGGGCUGCACCUGCUGGAGGAGCUAGUGAGGGGCGGGGCUAAAUCACUCUGAAUUUACUAGACGACUAAAAGGGAGGUAGUCACAGGUUUAAAGGAUUCGAAAAUCUCCAAAGUGUUUGUGAUGGUCAGAGGUUGCAAAAUGGACGGAUCAGCUAGGACUAGGGAUUAGAGGCUGAUAAACUGCAUCCUAGGCGUGAUAGCGAUGCUGCCCGCUGCAGUAUCUCUACCCGAACUGAACCCUACACGUGCUCUGUGCUCCAUGGAAAUCCUUAACUCCAGGGUGAACCUCAAUUUAGCGAACACUGAUUCAGAUCAACAUUCAGACAUGGGUUAUAUAUUUUAAUGAGAGAUGGCAUUAAAAAAAAUUACUCUGCUUAUUAGAGGCUGCAUUUCAUCAAGGCUGAAUAAUUUCAUACAUUUUUGCAGCCAACAUAAUAGAUUUACUGGCUACUCCAAUUAUUAGACACGCAAGACUCAAAGAGAAGAGACGAACUGAUACACGCAUGCAAACACAAUAGGAGGAAAUUUAGAUUAACGUAAAUGGAUAAACACUUCAUCAGAAAGACAGAAGUAGGUGUUUGCCAGUAUUUUUUUUGUCUUCGUACUGUAAUCCUUGAGACCACUACACUAGGAAUAUAACUGUGCUUACGCAAUACGCAAACUUGAUCUCAUCAUAAACCUUCAUCACAGAUUUGCAUUCUAGUUUUUGUGGCUGGUAUUCGUCAUUAAGCUAAGAGCACCUCAUUUCAUAAUUUCAUAAUACUGUACAGUGACAGUGGUUGUAUGUAAUAACCAGAAAUGAGUUUGGCUUUCGGUGUAGUUUUGCUCAAAAAAAAAAAAAAAAAAAAAGCCUAAUCCUAAUGCCUAAUCCUGUGCAGAUGAUAUUGCCAUGUGUAGGUGCUGUGCAGUGCAGUAGAUCUCGUUAAAUAAUCGGUCUCAUUAAUUAAUGGAUUUUAAUAAUUUGGGAUUUUUAUCAAGAAUAUGAAACAAGAUUUACAGUGAGUCCAUGUGAGGAGGUACAUCACCAUUCACAAUAUAAUCACAAUAUUUAUUAAAAUUCUCUUCUCACUGGCCGGGAUUUUAUCUGAAAAUGACCCUCUGCGGCUUAUUCUUAGGGCUGAAAAGGUAAACGUAAAAAGCAGACGUCCCUGUGCUGCUUUCCAAAUGGGACAGGCUUUCUGCUGAAAAAGCAACGCAUUUCUAAGCUGCUUCUUCUGUAUGCAAAAUUUCAAUCUUGUUGCAUCCAGAAAUACUUAUUUCCCAUUGGCUGGCAACGGCAACCUUUUCUUUUCUUUCAUACCAGGACGCCUCUAACGUAGAUCCAGUCAAAAAUGUAAUCAUUAACACAGGUUUUCACAGGUAUAAACAACUCACCCGUCACCAUUAUGGAAGAUUUUCUAGCUGAAACACACUGUUGACGUUCCUCACUAUGGAUGUUUGGCUAGGAGCUGAUGCUAAGUGUAGUUACAGUGUCGUUUUUAAUGCCACGAGGUGCUGGAGGCAUUAUGUUCAUCUAGCCGAUCUUCCAGGAUGCUCGUUAGUGCGAUGUAUACUCAGUAACGAACAAUUGAAUGUUUGAAGGAUUUAUAUGGAAUCAGCAUCAUAACCAGUGGGUGAACUGAUUAGAUUCAGGGUCAAGGUCAGAGCAAGGUCAAAUGUCUGAAAUGACUAGACUGCUAGUCUAGACUCCGGAGACUUCCCUGCCAAUUUCUACGUUUCUUAGUAAUUUACCAACACAUCUACAGGAAUGCGUUCUUGACAACGUUUCCACUGCCUCCAUGCCUUUACAUUGUCCGUAUAUAAAAACGUAAUAUUUGAGUUGUAACUAACUUUAAUUAACUGAGCCUCAGUCACUAGCUAGGUUAUGCUUGGCAUCCACAUUUCCAUUUCCUUAACACUUAAACUGUCUGCUAUCCUGAAACACAUAUGAUUGAAUUAGAUUUGAACUUAACACAAACUCUUGAGAAAUAUGGAUGCCGAGCAUAACCUAACCAUAAGAACCAAACAAAGACAAAACUGACGAAUGUCAACAUUUUCCUUGAAAGUGUUGGAAAAUUUACCAAGAAGAGACGUAUUUUAUGUUGUGAUUAUAAUUAGCAUCAACUGCUAUGUAUGGGUUCUGCCAUAUUAAAAAAAAACACUAUAAACCAUGAGCUGUUGGAUAGACAUGGACAUGGACAAGUCAUGGAUACCACAAAAGUGGGCUGAUGAUAGUGAAUUAAAAAAAAAAAAAAAAAGUACUGUAAAAAGUGUGCACUGUGCACGAGUUGGAAUGCACCCAUGACAUUAAUCAUAACUAAGGAUUUAGGCUAGUUCUAUAUUUACACUUCGUUUUUACUCUGCUAAUGGCAAAGAAAAAGGAUUCACACAGGAGUGAGUGAUUUAUAGGCGACAGUGCAUGGAAAUGAAACAUUUUUAAAACAUCUAAACUACACGAACAGUGCGAAAUAAUAAUGCCCUUCGAGACGUAACCAUAGCAACCAUUGUGAGUUCAAAGGGCAGGGACUAGAAUGCUAGCUACAGUAAAUAUAAGGACAGUUAGCUAUUUUCAUAUCAUUCAGUUAUGAGUAAGUAAAACGUAUACAGAGACAUGUGUUGUGUAUCCCUGACUUUGAGCACGUGCCUAGCGUGUAGCGUGUGGCGCAGGACUCGUCUAUAACGCACUGCGUUUACUGGGUGCAUGGCGUUAUCAUAUUACUAGAGCAGCAGGAAAAAGUAUCAGUGUCUCUCUCAGCCUGCAACCUUUCAGGAUGACUAAGACAUCAAGUAUGAGUGUGUGAUGUGUGUGUGUGUGUUGCCAAAUCGGGCCAACAUGCACGCCUGCUUUACAGAUCUGAAUCGUGGCUUGUUUUUCUUUCCGUAGUCGUCUUUUUUUCUCAGCUCAUUCUGAAGGCUGUCGCUGCCACAGCAGGUCCUGUGGUGCGCGCUUUAGAAACCCCUCAGGCGUGGACAUUUUUACCGUGGAUAAUUCUUUCGUCUCGAGCGCUGUAAUGCUCUACUGCGAGUGCACAGUGAUGUCUCUCUGACUGCCAUGAGCAUCCUCAUUUGUUUUGCACAAAUAAAGGGCGUGCUUGUGCUGCAAAGGAAAUAAAGCAUGUGUUCAACGGGGCAAUUUACUGCAUGCAAAGAGAAUACCGUCCAGGGCGAAAGUUUGCACACCCCCUCGUGGGUUUUUGAGUGCUAAAAAGCACCUCUGUUUUAUUAUUUAUCUACAAUAGAGAAUUCCAGACUUGCCAAUCUUUAUGCCUUCGCAUUUUAACAUCAGAGUACACUUGUAGGAGAUAUCACUCAAAAAUACAUCAAAACGCUAAUAACAAGCCAAUCAGCAUGUGAAUGGAAAGAUUGACACUAAUGGAGGUGUUUUAAAACCUCUGAUGUUAACACCCACACUCUUCCAGCCUCUAUUAUUAGUAAUGCUUCUCUCUGUGUUCUCGCCACGACUUGAAUUUUCUUGCUUGAAAGAUCUGCCUUCAAGGAAAACGAGGAUUCCUUAAUGGAGUUCCUUUAGGUGAAAUAAAAUCUAUCAACUUUAGACAUUAUAUUAUUAAAUAAACAUAUUGUUAACUAUAUUUAUUAGCAGCAUCAAUGAAAAUUGGUCUACAGUGGUAAAGCACAUUUGGUUUUCAGCCAAAAUAGGAAAAAAAGCAGAGGAUUUUGACCAAAAAAAGGUUAAAUAGGCCUACAAUAAAAUGUCAGAUCUAACACUUUUACUAAUCAUUUUAAUGGUAAUGAUAAAGAGAAGAUGUUUUUCCGUUUCCUCUCCUGUGCUGCUCAAACAGUUUGAACAUCAGAUCAACAGUGAAAACAUCAGCCAUGUGGCACCAUUUUCCAGUUUCUACACGUGUGAGAUUAGACAAUUGAUUUGUAAAAGGAUUAUAUCCAAAAUGUACUUUUUUUUUGCCAUAAGCCUCUUAGUCCUAAUUUGUCAAAGGCAGUGUAUAAUUGUAACGCGUGUCUAAGAGAAAGGGCAGAGGUGAGGUGUAAGGAAGAACGUACUGUGGAUGGGCUUCAAGGGGCCAAAAUUUACACCAGAGAGGCUCUAAAAGCUGAAAUCUGGAGGCAGUUAUGAAAACCAAAGUUGGAUAUACAAGUUAUUAAAAAUCUUUAAGAGACUUUUAAACUGAUAUUUAGAUUUAUUUCAUUAUUAAUAUAUUAACCUGCACUAUUUGGUUAUUUUCAUUACUUGUGUAAGAUGUCUGUUGUCUAUUUCAUUCUGAGGGUGUGCAAACUUUUGGACUCAACUGUAGCAUUAUCAUUAAAAAAAAAAAACAUGAUCUCUAGCAGUGAAGACAAUCUUUAUGCUGCAGUGCUUUGGGCAGACUGGGUUGGAUGUUGUGGUUAACGUGUGUGCUGUAUGUUUUGCCAAAAGUGGUUCAUUUUGUGCAUGGUUUUCAUUUAAAUUCAUUUCUGUGCCUAAAAAAUCAGAAAGGAAGCCAGGCCUCUCACGUCCUCUGGGAUGAUUUUGUUUCUCAGGAUGUUUUUAAUAGAUUUAUGUUUCAUCCUUGAUAAUGUUUUCUGAUCAGCCAAACCCAAGAGCCAACUCGUGUCGUUCAAUUCAGCGCCUCUACGUCGUCUGUCAUACACAUCCAGCAAUCAGCCGGUUUCGCUGUCGUGUCCUCGUUGUGUCUGAUUACUGCCAUGGAACAAACCGAAAGAGGAAAGUCUGCCACUGGAUUAUUGUAACUUUGUGUUUCAAGGAACGUUGCUUGUAUUUUUUUUUUAAACAGAUGGAAUAAAGCGCUCUCCAUUUCACAUA
Molecule: messenger RNA, 5752 nt
Organism: Pangasianodon hypophthalmus (striped catfish)
Lineage: Eukaryota; Metazoa; Chordata; Actinopteri; Siluriformes; Pangasiidae
Gene: rab33ba
Product: RAB33B, member RAS oncogene family a
Exons: 2
Coding region: 321-1022 (233 amino acids)
Biological process (GO): Rab protein signal transduction
Cellular component (GO): Golgi apparatus; endosome
Molecular function (GO): GTP binding; GTPase activity
Source: RefSeq, a predicted model, not a curated record